Exophiala aquamarina CBS 119918 is the source of this 2043-nucleotide messenger RNA. RefSeq lists its product as uncharacterized. The coding region runs from base 1 to 2043 and encodes 680 amino acids. The record is from RefSeq and is a predicted model, not a curated record. The transcript is spliced from 3 exons. Lineage: Eukaryota; Fungi; Ascomycota; Eurotiomycetes; Chaetothyriales; Herpotrichiellaceae. Gene Ontology annotation, molecular function: FAD binding.
AUGGACUCUGGAAUCAUUGACAUUCCCGUUGUGAUCAUCGGGGGAGGCGGGGUCGGACUGUCACUAUCUUGCUUCUUGUCCGAUUACAAAGUCAAGCAUGUGCUGUUCGAGAAGCACCCGUCCACAUCCAUUCUGCCAAAGGCUCACUAUCUAAAUCAACGUACUCUAGAAACAUUCCGUCAACAUGAAAUAUGGGAUGCGGUCACAGCGCAGUCUGCACCCCUCCAUAACAUGAGCCGCGUCGAGUGGCGCACAACUCUUGGAGGAGAUGGGCCAUUUGACCGCAAACUAAUUAGCACGAUGAAUGCUGCUGGCGGAGGCCCGACCACACCAACUUCUGAAGCGUAUAAACGAGAUUCCCCCGUCUCUUCGUCAAAUCUUCCAUUACUGAGACUCGAACCGAUCCUUCGUGGUAUCGCCGAGGACCGUAACCCGAACGGCGUGUUCUUUAAUGCCAAGGUUGACGAUUUCGAAGAGAUUGAUGAUUCUGUAAUCGUCACCGUCAGUGAUGCACAUGGAUCCCUCACCCGAUAUCGGGCGCAAUACGUCGUUGCUUGCGAUGGUGGAAAGAUGUCCACGCUGAAACUCGGUAUUAAUAUGGAGGGGCCGGCGGGAAUCAUCGACUUUGUGAGCACCCACUUCAAGGCUGAUUUGUCGGAUUACUGGGACGAAAGAACGCUUAUCACUCACUUUAUCAACCCAGAGGGCGGGUCCAUGGCCCACCUCGACUGUGGUGCCCUUCUCCAGAUGGGUCCAACAUGGGGUCGCUAUUCGGAAGAAUGGGUUCUUACCUUUGGUUUUCCAAUGAACGACAGCAAACGCUUCGAGACAGAUGCUCUACCAGCACGAAUUCGUCAGCUCCUCAAGCUUCCCGAUCUAGAGAUGGAGGUAAUGCAUGUCAACCACUGGGUUCUCGAUAGGGUGGUCGCAGAUAAGUAUCGAGUUGGCCGGGUUUUCAUUGCUGGAGACGCAGCUCAUCGACGACCACCAGCCUCGGGAUUAGGACUCAACACUGGCAUUGAGGAUGCCAAAAAUAUUGCCUGGAAGCUGGCAUUUGUACUGGAUCACAAAGCCGACCCGUCACUACUCGAUACGUACGAGUCAGAAAGGCGUCCCGUUGGCAUUCGUAACAGCGACUGGGCCUACUUUAGCUUCAGCAAUAUGAAUGUCCUUAGUGCAGGCGUUGGCGCGAUUCCAGGUGCGAAAGAGUUCAACGACCAACGCUUCGCCCAGCUUUUCGAGGAUAGUGAACGUGGCCGAUCAGCGCUUCACCACCUUCGUCGUGUCCUUCAGACACAAAAUGUUGAGUACAGCGCCCAUGAUAUUGAACUUGGGUUCAGCUAUAGCUGUGGCGUCUUGGUUUCCGACGGGACCACCGCACCUGUGCCCGAUCCUGAAGGCCAGAUAUACAAGCCCACGACCCGUCCGGGCCACCGCCUUCCGCAUGCUUGGCUCCUCCAAGAAGGGACCGCAGUUUCAACCCAUGAUCUUAUGAAGACUGCUGGAGCAGACUUUGUGCUUCUAACGGAUGAAACUGGCGACAAAUGGGUCAAGGCUGCCGAAAAACUCACAAAGGAGACUAAUGUCAAAGUUUCCACGACUCAGAUCAGGGCAAAUGACUUAACCAAGCCGAAGGGCCUCUACCUCGACCAUCAAGAUUCAUGGGCUCAGCUUAAAGAGGUUGCCGCGGGUGGAGCUGUUCUCGUUCGUCCGGAUAAUUUUGUGGCGUGGCGAAGCACCCAGCUUAGUGAGCAUCCUGAGGAGGAUUUGGGCCACGCUCUCGCCAAUCUAAUGCGCCAAGAUUUGCAUCAGGCCCCCUCAAAAGCUGAGGUCGAAAUCGGGGGAGCCAAGCUUGAGAUCGCUGAGCACGGAAGUGACGAUGAGUCGAGCAUCACAACCUCCAGCAGCAUCGCCACCCCAGUAAACGAGCUCACCGAGCCGAAAGGGGAGGAUUCAAUAACAGGAACACCGGGUGAAAAGGGCACAGGCAAUCUUGUUCGAGUCGUCAUUAAUGAACUGCAAGAUUCAGCAAGCAACAUGUAA